Molecule: messenger RNA, 1929 nt
Organism: Fusarium sp. VM40
Lineage: Eukaryota; Fungi; Ascomycota; Sordariomycetes; Hypocreales; Nectriaceae
Source: the annotation of a GenBank genome assembly
AUGUUCCGAGCCUCAGCAGCAGGCCCCUAUGACGAUGCCGUCACCAAGGCCACCGACGAGAACCUCACCUCCGAGGAUUGGGGCGCUAUUAUCGAGGUCUGCGACAAAGUAGGCAACGAUCCAAAUGGCCCUAAGGAGGCCGUUCAGAGUAUUAUCAGACGUCUUGCGCAUCGCAAUGCCAACGUCCAGCUUUACACUCUCGAGCUUGCGCAUGCUCUUGCUCAAAACUGCGGAAAGAACAUGCACCGCGAGCUCUCCAGUCGUGCUUUCACAGAUGCACUGCUCCGCCUCACCAGCGACCGCAAUACACACACACAGGUCAAAUCGAAGAUCAUUGAGCACAUGAAGAGUUGGUCCGACAUGUUCAACAACGACCCCGAGCUGGGCAUCAUGAGCGAUGCCUACAACCGCGCCACACGGAGUAACCCGAACCUCCAGCCCCCGAGCGCUCCUCAAAAACAAGGCCUUACUGAUGUCGAUCGCCAGAAGGAGGAGGAUGAGCUGCAGAUGGCACUCACACUGAGUCUUCAGGAGGAGGAGCGCAAGAAGACUGCUGCCAGCAGCCCAGGUGUACAAGCUGGCCCCAGUGGCCAGACAGAGAGCCCUGCUCCUGCAGCGCCCGCCGGUACUACAGCCGCUACUGUUAGCCGGGUGCGCGCCCUAUUCGAUUUCGCACCCUCGGAGCCUGGUGAGCUGGAAUUCAAGAAGGGCGAUGUGAUUGCCGUUCUCGAAAGCGUGUACAAGGACUGGUGGCGGGGUUCUCUACGAGGCAAGACUGGCAUCUUUCCACUCAACUAUGUCGAAAAGCUUGCCGAUCCCACACCAGAUGAAUUGCAACGCGAGGCUCAGAUGGAGGGCGAAGUGUUUGCUGAGAUCAAGAAUGUUGAGAAGCUACUCACACUACUGAGCACUUCUAACACAGCACCAAGAGAAGAAGACAACGAAGAGAUCUCCAAACUAUACCACCAGACACUUGCCAUCCGACCGAAGCUCAUCAAGUUGAUUGAGAAGUACUCCCAGAAGAAGGAUGACUUUACACAGUUGAACGAAAAGUUCAUCAAGGCUCGACGGGACUAUGAGGCACUUUUGGAGUCUUCCAUGGCCCAUCCCCCUCAACACAACUAUCAACAGUACGCAAUGCGACCAGGACCGGGUCAAGGUUAUCCUCAAGCUGGUGGAUAUCCUCCCCAAGGAGUAGCUCCUCAGGACCCAUCACGUUAUUAUACACCUGGCCCAGGAGAGCAACCUCCAUACCAAGCUUCGUCCCCUCCUCCCAACUUUCAGGGUCAGCCCCAAGGUCAAGCACCUCCCUUUUACGUGGCGGGAGCUGAAGUGCCUGCUGGCUCGCAGCCUUACCCUCCCAGAAACGAAUCCCCUUCCAACAGCAAACAGCCUGCCCCCAUCAACACCCAGGCCCCUGGUCAAAACUUCAAUCCUUAUAACCAAUCUCAGAGCAACAACCCGUACACGCAAGCACCGAUGGGUGGUCGGCCUGGUAGCACAUACGGAGCCCAAGAAUUGGCAACCUCUGUUUACGACUCGCCCAUUGCGACCAACAACCCACAGCAACCGGCUUCAGCUGCUACAUUCUCAAGCUCGGUCUAUUCUCCCGAGGACCAAAAUAACGAGAACGCUAACGCACCUCCUGGUCCCUACGCUUCUCAUCAGCAACAGCCCCAGCAAUACCAAAGCUACAAUCCUUCUCAAGCACCUCCAAUGCCCACAGGCUCAGCCCCUCCUCCACCUCAGAGUGUAAUGACUCCUCCGCCUCUGCAGCCUGGAAAUGCUGCUGUGUAUGAUGCUCGUCACGGUCUGCCCAGCCAAGGCACUCCCGGCGGACAGGCUCAGUACAAGCCCUACAACCCUCCUGGAGAUGGCCCUUCUGCCCCAGCACCAGACAACUACUACCAAAGUGGUGGGGUUUACUAG